AUGGUUUCCUGCCCCAACGCUCCCGCGCUGGUUCUGCUGCGGGACGGGGGCCGGGGCGGGGGUUUGGGGUGGGAGAGCCCGGGGGUGCGGGAGAGCCCAGGGGUGCGGGAGAGCCCAGGGGUGCGUUAUCAGCGCGGGAGGAUGCUGCGGGACCGGCGCGGGGUGGGGGGAGUCCCCCGCCGGCUCCUCCGGGUGCGGGAGAGCCCAGGGGUGCGGGAGAGCCCAGGGGUGCGUUAUCAGCGCGGGAGGAUGCUGCGGGACCGGCGCGGGGAUGUGUUCGGCCGCUUUUCUUUUCUCUUUCUCUCUUCUUUUCUCUCCCACCUCCCUGCCCUCGCACCCGGCGGUCCCGGCGAUGCCGCGCACCCCCUGAGCCGGCUGGGGGGCACCUUGGCCGGCCACCGCCAUGGCCAGGCUGCAGGCUCCAUCCAGGAGGCGGCAGGGACAUUAGCCGGGGGGUCUCGGCGGCACGGCUCGCCCGCGGGCUGGGGGGAGCAGGGAGCAGCAGAAGAGCCCCCGAAGCACGACCCAACCCCGUCCACCGUGUAUGAGGCUGGGAGGCAGUACGCAGGACCCGCGUCCGCAGAGACACCCCUUCCGAUGUCCCGGCAUGAGACUUCUCCGACAACGGUGCAACCCGCCAGCAACCACCGCCCCAACGCCUGCUGCUUCUGCUGGUGCUGCUGCUGCAGUUGCUCAUGGAACGAGGACCGGGAGCGAGCGUGGAGGGCGUCCCGGGAGACCAAACUGGAGACCAUCCCAAACUGUGAAGCGUGCGCCAAACCCAGCCCGGAGGAGGUGCGGGGCUGGGCACAGUCCUUCGACAAGCUGAUGAAGAGCCCGGCGGGUCGCAACGUCUUCCGGGAGUUCUUGCGGACUGAGUACAGCGAGGAGAACAUGCUCUUCUGGCUGGCGUGCGAGGAGCUCAAAAACGAGUGCAACAAGCACACCAUCGACGAGAAGGCCAGGAUGAUCUACGAGGACUACAUCUCCAUCCUCUCGCCCAAGGAGGUGAGCCUGGACUCGCGGGUGCGGGAGGUCAUCAACCGGAAGAUGCAGGAGCCGUCCUCGCACACCUUCGACGACGCGCAGCUCCAGAUCUACACGCUGAUGCACAGAGACUCCUACCCUACGCCCGAGGAGGAACGGCCUCGGCGUGGGCUUGGGAGGAGGCGUUGGGGCACGGUCCCUCCGUGGGAUGGGGUGAGGGAUGAGCCGCGUGGGGAGGGACACGGCGGGGACCUUCCCCAAGGUAACGCUGUCCCUUUGCCUUCCCCACGGGGACCCGGCAGCGCCAAACCCAGCCCGGAGGAGGUGCGGGGCUGGGCACAGUCCUUCGACAAGCUGAUGAAGAGCCCGGCGGGUCGCAACGUCUUCCGGGAGUUCUUGCGGACUGAGUACAGCGAGGAGAACAUGCUCUUCUGGCUGGCGUGCGAGGAGCUCAAAAACGAGUGCAACAAGCACACCAUCGACGAGAAGGCCAGGAUGAUCUACGAGGACUACAUCUCCAUCCUCUCGCCCAAGGAGGUGAGCCUGGACUCGCGGGUGCGGGAGGUCAUCAACCGGAAGAUGCAGGAGCCGUCCUCGCACACCUUCGACGACGCGCAGCUCCAGAUCUACACGCUGAUGCACAGAGACUCCUACCCUCGCUUCCUGAACUCUGCCAUUUACAAAUCGCUGCUCCAGAGCGUCUCCCGCUCCUCCUCCGAGUCCUAAGGGCACCCGCCGGCCGCGGGGGACACCGGCGGGGACACGGUGGCCGGGGAGUGUGUAUGGGGGAAGGGGGAAAGAGUGGGGGGGCUCGGUGCCUCCUGCCCUCCCUGCCAG
Calidris pugnax (ruff) is the source of this 1824-nucleotide messenger RNA. It is a transcript of the gene RGS19, whose product is annotated as regulator of G-protein signaling 19. Lineage: Eukaryota; Metazoa; Chordata; Aves; Charadriiformes; Scolopacidae. The transcript is spliced from 9 exons. The coding region runs from base 1 to 1713 and encodes 570 amino acids. The record is from RefSeq and is a predicted model, not a curated record.